AUGGCAUGGCAUCCGACCCAAUCACACCGUCGCAGGCACCGCCCCGCACCAGACCACACGGACCUCCCGAUGAGGCGAUGACCAGAGGAGGCCUCACUCGUUUCAGCGUGUCCACCGCGUUCCCCUCCAGCACCACUGGGUCCUUUGCCAUGAAGUUUCGUCUCGGCUCUCGGGCCAAUCGCCGCUGUGCUUGGUUUCCCUCGUCGUCCCCAUAUAAAGGAGCGGACUGGCCGGUGUGUGACCGUGAAAGCCUGCUCCUCACGCCGAGCUCCAUCGAUUCAACGUUCUAGCUGAAGGUCUAGUAGGCCGGUCAUGUUCUUCUCCACAUUCUUGCUACUGUUCUGGACCGUCUUCGCCUGGACAACUCGUCACAAGAGGGUCGUCCCUGCUCAACGGCCAUACGCCAAGAUUGACAGAAACUACGACAACUUAGAUCAGGUGAAGGCGGCACUUCAGUUGGCUGGUCUCGAGUCCUCCAACCUCAUUAUCGGUGUCGAUUUCACCAAGAGCAACGAAUGGACAGGCAAACGUUGUUUCAACGGGAGAAGCCUGCAUCACCUGGGAGGGCCUCCUAACCCUUACGAGCAAGCCAUCAGCAUCAUCGGCAAAACCUUAUCGGGGUUCGACGAGGACAAUCAGAUCCCAUGCUUCGGCUUUGGUGACACAUCCACGCAUGAUCAACACGUCUUCAGCUUCUACCGAGGUGGACGGGUAUGCAAUGGUGUCAAUGAAGCGCUGCAGCGGUACAGAGAGAUCGCUCCUCACGUUCGGCUCUCCGGCCCGACAUCUUUAGCUCCAAUCAUAGAAACUGCAACCAAGGUCGUUCACGACCACGGCUAUCAAUAUCACAUCCUACUGAUAAUAGCUGAUGGGCAGGUCCCUACGUCUUCUAGUGCUCCUUAUGCGAACAACUCGGAAGAAGCAAGAUCAGAAAACUACCUAGAAGAAAGGACUGUUCAGGCUCUCAUAGAUGCCAGUGAUUUCCCUCUUUCGAUUGUGCUUGUUGGAGUAGGCGAUGGACCAUGGGAUGAUCUGAUACACUGCAACGAUAACCGGCGGCGGUUUGAUAACUUUCAGUUUGUGGAUUUCACCGAAAUUAUGUCCAGGGAAAUGUCAGAAGGCGACAAGGAGGAUGAAUUCACGUUGGAGGCGCUGAUGAAGAUACCAGCCCAGCAUGAUGCGAUAAUCAGCCAGAACAUUAGUGAGCUGAUGACAAGGGCGCCUAGAACAACAACUUUGCCCCCACCUUGCUGAGCCUGUGAGCCAUAUGUUGACAGCAAAUUCCCAGUUUCUGAUGCGUGCAGCGCAGGUGCAUCGCCAAACAGAAGGGGAGUAGCAGGUCUACGGUGUGCAGUCUGCCAUGCUACUACCGCUUGGAUUUCAGCCAACUCACAGCUCAGAAUUGCGGAUAGGCAGCUAUGAAACCUUUAAUUUUCGCCGUGACUGUAUAUAUUAACACAAAUAUUCUUGAAUUCUUCUAUUGAUCAUGAUGUAACUACGUUGGCAUCU
Messenger RNA from Sorghum bicolor (sorghum), 1509 nucleotides. RefSeq names its product E3 ubiquitin-protein ligase RGLG1. NCBI's taxonomy places the organism in Eukaryota, Viridiplantae, Streptophyta, Magnoliopsida, Poales, Poaceae. Bases 313 to 1254 code for a protein of 313 amino acids. The record is from RefSeq and is a predicted model, not a curated record. The transcript is spliced from 10 exons.